Molecule: messenger RNA, 575 nt
Organism: Colius striatus (speckled mousebird)
Lineage: Eukaryota; Metazoa; Chordata; Aves; Coliiformes; Coliidae
Product: histone H3-like centromeric protein A
Cellular component (GO): nucleosome
Molecular function (GO): structural constituent of chromatin; protein heterodimerization activity; DNA binding
Source: RefSeq, a predicted model, not a curated record
GUGACGAGCUGCGGGCGCGCGGUUUGAAUCGGAGCGGCGGCGGCAGCGCAGGCCACACGGCCCGUGACCCCCCCCGGCCUGGCGAUGCCCCGCCGCAAGGAGCGAGCCCCGCGCCGCCGCGCUCCCCCCGGGUCACCGCCCCCGCCAGCGCCCCCGCGGCGGCGACCCCCCCCCGCAGAACCCCUCAGACUCUACAGACCCCCCCAGCGUGUGCUGAAGGAGAUCCGGAAAUACCAGAGCAGCACCCAGCUGCUGCUGCGGCAGCGCCCUUUCGCCCGCCUGGUACGGGAGAUCUGUCUCCAGUUCACCCGUGGCGUGGACUAUCGCUGGCAGAGCAUGGCCCUGCUGGCCCUGCAGGAGGCUGCCGAGGCGUUCGUGGUGCGGCUGCUGGAGGAUUCCUACCUGUGCUCGCUGCACGCUCGUCGCGUCACGCUGCAGCCCCGGGACGUGCAGCUCGCGCGGCGCCUGCGGGGCCUCGACGGCGGCGGCAUCUGAGCGGGGCCGCGGGGAAAGAGCCGCCCCCGUGGGGCCGAGCUGGGCUGGACGAGCCGCCGGAGCGUCCCCGCGGACCCAGC